AUGGCGCUCUCUGUAGCAGGUAGAUACGCUAUUAUCACUGGCGGCGGAUCAGGCAUCAAUCUCGCAUUUGCGAAGAAGCUUCUCUCCCGCGGGUGCUCCGUUCUGGUUGGUGAUAUAAGCCUGCGACCAGAGGCCCAGGAACUUCUAAAGCAGUAUCCGCACGAUCCUUUAACACCUCCAUCAGCUAAUAGACCUGUCGCGCUAUUCAAGAAGACGGAUGUCACAUCAUGGCCGCAGCUGUCGGCGUUGACUCAAGCGGCUGAGACAGCCUUUCCACAAAUUGAUAUCGUCGUUCCAGGUGCUGGCAUUUUUGAGCCUAGUCCUUCACAAGAUGACGCAGACGGUGACCCAGGUCACUACGCCGUGAUAGAUGUGAACCUGACGCACCCAAUCCGGCUCAGCCAGCUCGCUAUUGCCCACUGGACCUCACGUCGCAUUCCGGGCUCGCUGCUUAUCGUUGGUAGCAUGGCUGGAUACGUGCAUGGUAUCGGAUCACCAUUAUACUUUGCUAGCAAACACGGCGUACACGGUUUUGUGCGCAGCCUCGGUCGUUUGCGGGACACGGUCGGAAUUCGCACGGCUGCUAUUGCACCUGGUGCUGUAAAUACACCAUUAUGGAGCGAUGAUCCUGACAAAAGCAGCAUGAUUAGUGCAGAUGAAAUUACAGCCAGCGCGGAGGAUGUUGCUGAUGCUAUGCUAGAGUUGCUGGAGAAUCCGCAAUUCGGUGAUGGGACGAUAUUUGAGGCAACAGCUAGAGGCACACGGGUAGUCCCCGCGUUUAACGCCCCUCCACCAGACAUUGAAGAUGGAGGGAUAUCAGAGUAUGAGGCUGGAGUGGCGAGACAAUGGGAGAAGAAAAUCACUGAGGAGGGCUUAAAGGUUUAG
Trichoderma breve is the source of this 885-nucleotide messenger RNA. RefSeq names its product short chain dehydrogenase domain-containing protein. The coding region runs from base 1 to 885 and encodes 294 amino acids. The record is from RefSeq and is a predicted model, not a curated record. NCBI's taxonomy places the organism in Eukaryota, Fungi, Ascomycota, Sordariomycetes, Hypocreales, Hypocreaceae. The transcript has 4 exons. Gene Ontology annotation, molecular function: oxidoreductase activity, acting on the CH-OH group of donors, NAD or NADP as acceptor. Gene Ontology annotation, cellular component: cytoplasm.